Molecule: messenger RNA, 1503 nt
Organism: Diversispora eburnea
Lineage: Eukaryota; Fungi; Glomeromycota; Glomeromycetes; Diversisporales; Diversisporaceae
Source: the annotation of a GenBank genome assembly
AUGCCAACCUCUGAAGCUUUAAACAGUAACGCUCACGAAAAUCAAGCAACGCGAGCUGAACACAUUGACGUACCCAAUAACCAAACUUUGAAAGGAUUUAUGAAAGUUAACUCGCAAAAAACAACUUCUCUGGCAACACCAAUAAAUGCCAAAAAGAAUAGCGCGUCUAAAAAAAGACCUUUAGAUCUUCAAGAACUCAAUAUGAUUCAAAAUAAAAUUUCUCAACUAGAGACCGAGUCUUCAAUUGAAGACGAAGAGGAGAAGGCAAUAGCAAAAGCCAUCAAAAAAGCAAGCAGAGAAAUGAAAGAUAUAAUUAAUUCCAAUGAUAAUCAAAUGGAGAAAAUCGAAACUAUUCAGCAAAAAUAUAUGGAAUUGUUUCAAGAAAUGAAACGUCUUGAACGAGAUCACGUCAAAAUGAAGAAACGUAAUGAACAAUUACAAAAGGAGAAGGAUUCUGCAAAAAGUGAAUUAUCCAAAACUAAUUCAAUGAAACAUAAGUUAGAAAACAUAUGCCGAGAAUUGCAAAAAGAAAAUAAACGUAUUAAAGAGGAAGGCAGACGUCUAGCUGCUACUGAACAACAAAAACGUGAAGAAUUGUCCGGUAAAUUUGAGAAUACUAUCUGGGAAAUAAAAUCAAAAAUGGAGGAAGAUACUGGCGAGAAAAAAAAAAGAGCCGAGGAUAAUGAAUUGUUAAAAGAUAAGUUCCGUGGUUUUUUGGAACAAUAUGAGCUUCGUGAAAAACAUUUCAAUAGUGUCGUUCGGUCUAAGGAUUUAGAAUUACAAUUGUAUGAAGCAAAAUUGCAACAACAAAAACAAUUAACCGAAAAGGAAAUUAUUAAGGUGAAUUCCUUAAAAGGUCAAGUUGAUACACUCGCCAAAAAUGAGAUUGAACUACGUAAACAGCUUAAUGUUUAUGUUGAUAAAUUUAAACAAGUAGAGGAAACAUUAAAUAAAAGCAAUGAAUUAUUUAUGACUUUUCGUAAAGAGAUGGAACAGAUGACCAAAAAGACGAAAAAACUUGAAAAAGAAAAUUCAUCAAUAAAAGGGAAAUGUGAUACGAUGAAUAAAAAUAUUUUAGAAAUGGCAGAGGAGCGGGCGCGAAACCAAAAAUCUGUCGAGGAUGCUAAUAAAAGGCAGGCAAAAUUGGAAAAUCUGUGUAGAGCACUUCAGGCUGAAAGAGCUGUUCUCAAAAAGAAAGUGGAAUCUUUAGAAUCAACACCAUCUUUAGUUCAACGGCCAAGUACACCAAUCUCUUGUACAGGAGAAGAGACUGAAGAAGGAUUAAGUGAUUUAGGUUCUCCCGACGAUUUAGGACUUUUUAUGGAAAAUAGUCAUUCUACUGUUUCUAAAGUUCAAUGUUUAUGUGAAAUUGAGACAGAUUGUUACAAGGAAUGUGAACAAAAAUCGAAUGGUUCAAGCGAACAAAAAUCAGAUGAUUCAAACGAACAAAAAUCGAAUGGUUCAAGUGAACAAAAAUCAGAUGGUUCAAAUGAAACGGAUUAG